AUCAAGCUAUGCGGAUCCCGUUAGCCUAGAAUGUAUACGGCGGAAUACGCGACAAUUGGACAUCAGUUUCUUCAUAGACCUUCCGGACAGAGCGCCAUUCCGUUUUAGUUGUCGUGAUUUUGUAUUCGUUAUCGUUCAGUGCGCGAUUUUAGCCAUGCCUGUGAAAUGGAUAUCUUUGGCGCUGCUCUGCGCCUGGCUGAGAGGCGCCCAGGGGGCGGAUGAGCCCCCGGAAGGGUACUACGCGUUUGUGGAGUCGCCCAAUGCGGAGCCGCCGCGAGUGCGCCCGCCGCCCUAUUCCUUCACGCCUGUGGACUGUCCGGAGGACGCAAGCAGGUCGCCCCAGGGUUCAGUUUUCAAUUUGUGCGGCGACCUGAACAAGGGCACCAUCCCCAGGAACCCCAUGAGGCAGAAUGUGCUGGGCUCGCCCUAUCCUUUUGAGCUGAUCCGCAACAUGACAUUGAAGUACCUUAGUCGCACGCUGCCGAUACUGAAGGCGGACGAAACGUUGCCCAAAGUCGCCCAAUUGCAGGAGGACGCGGUCGCCCAAAAUUCCAUCGGCCCUUAUGAAAUAAACGACCGGAGCGACAGGGAGAAGCGGGCGGCAGCUGCCGCUCCCAACCAAACGGUCCCGAGCUCUACGCAACCCACGGAGCGCCAGUCCCGCAAGUUCUGCGACCAGGGCGGCAUUUUUUGCACCCUCUACAACGUAAUCAACGGCGAAUCCACGCAGACGCCUUCGAGUUCGUCUGCGCAGCACCUGCCGAUCGAGCGUCGCGACGAAGGCGUCGCCCAGCGCUACGAAGGCCCACCGACGCCUUGUCCAGCCAAAGUGGAGUACGCGACGCCCGUUUUCGCCAAAAAUUAUCAAGGCACGUGGCGCUACGUGGUCCAGAUUCCCUAUGAGGGCUACUUUACUCAGACGGUCGAGGUGACCAGAUGCCUGCAGUCCAGGUGCCAUUAUCUAGAUGGGGGCUGUUUGGCUUCGCCCCGAUGGUCCAGCCUGUUGGUUGCGGAGAUUUACUAUCCGGAUACGGUGCUGAGUGGCAGUGAAGCCACCAAUCCGCAACGGAACCCGGUUACUGGGGCGCAGCCUCCUCCAGUGCAGGACUUUCAGAAUUACCAGCAAUACCUGCAGAAGAGGGCGGGCGUUCAACCGGAAGGAAGCGCAACUGUGCGGCCGCAUCAUUGUGACGGCAUUGACGCCCUCGGCUGUUUCCAAGUGCGCCUUUACUACGACUGGUUCCUCAUUCCCGGCUCCUGCAAGUGUUGGCGCCCGGACUACUUCAACAAGUACGUGCGCAGGAAAUCGCCCAACACCAGCGACUUGUAAAUAGGCGCGGGGGCAAGACUGAUUUUGCAAUUUUUUCCUCAAACUGGGGCAUUUUGACUUGGGGAAACCGGACGCGGAUGCGUCCUGCGAAUGUCUAGGUUCGGUUUCCUGCAAGUUGAACCCGAUGGGAACCGCAAGGGUGCACCAAAACAGUCUAAACUUCCCGACAAAAUAGACGUUACAUGGACAAAUUUCUGUUUGAAGCGUUUUUUGGUGCAAUUGUUUUUCGGCUAGAGCGACCAAAUCGCUGUAAACAAUCGGAAUUUAUCCACGUCCAAAGUUAGGGCGAAUUUGACUGUGUAACGUUCAUGUUGUUGAGCAGUUUAGUUUGGUAGAUUUAAGAGGGCCGAAAUUGCAAUUUGUACGCUCGGGUUAGAAGGACAGAUAAAUGUUUUUAUUUAAA
Molecule: messenger RNA, 1733 nt
Organism: Dendroctonus ponderosae (mountain pine beetle)
Lineage: Eukaryota; Metazoa; Arthropoda; Insecta; Coleoptera; Curculionidae
Gene: spz6
Exons: 5
Coding region: 155-1330 (391 amino acids)
Biological process (GO): innate immune response; central nervous system formation; regulation of Toll signaling pathway
Cellular component (GO): extracellular region
Molecular function (GO): growth factor activity; Toll binding
Source: RefSeq, a predicted model, not a curated record